GAAGUGUUUAUAGCGUGGAGUAUGAACUAUGAAUACUGGAAUACUGGGUUAGUUUAUUCGUGGUUAAGACGGAACUUAAGUGAUUUUAACUUAUUUUAACUUUUAUUUGUUGAAUUGGUUAUUAUCGUUUUUCAUUCAACAUUUUCGAAAUCUUGAUUCAUUCAUAAAAAUCAGUUAUAAUUUAAAGUAGUAUCCAAAUUCUAAAGAUAUUUUCACGCAUUUUAAACUUAAAUCAUGUCUGAUAGCCAAUAUACUCAAAUUUUUAACAGAAAUUCAGUGGACGACGUUGAUGAUUCAGAUCUCAUCAAUUGUUAUGACAAACAGUAUGAAAAAGUAAAAAAGAAGGCCAAGGCGAAACUACCCCCUAUUGAUUCAAUGUCUGAGCUGUGUUUAAACGAUGGAGAAAGCAGUGAAUCUAUUGUGAAAGACAAACCAAAGAAAAAAGUUAAUGCUAAUAAGAAUCAUCAAACUGAAUCAACAAAUAGAUAUGAGGAUACAGAAGUCCUUUUCCCACCACCACCACCACCACCAGACAGUAUAAAAAAUUUACCUAAGACUGAAAGGGAAGCUCUCACAUCAAUGCUGAUGUCAUAUUAUAUGAGUGGAUUUCAUACUGGAUAUUAUCUGGGAAUAAAACAAAAAAAUUCUGAAAACUGAACUUAUACGGAUCAAUCAUUCCUAAUUUCCUAAUGGGUAAACCUAUUUGUGAAAAUUUAUAAAAUCUUUUGCUUGCAUCUAAUUAAAUGUUAAAUAUUAUUUUGUAUUAUAUCAUAUUAUAAGUGUUGUAAGAUGUAAAACUAUAUAAGUAUAUAAUUUUGUCUUAUUUUAUUAAAUUUAUUGGAUUUGUAUUGCUAAAACCUUUUAUUUAUGAAUAAAACUUUUAUGAUUUUGGUACU
Acyrthosiphon pisum (pea aphid) is the source of this 896-nucleotide messenger RNA. It is a transcript of the gene Smn, whose product is annotated as survival motor neuron. NCBI's taxonomy places the organism in Eukaryota, Metazoa, Arthropoda, Insecta, Hemiptera, Aphididae. The record is from RefSeq and is marked provisional.